AUGUCAGACGAGCCUCCACAGCUCGACUCCGAGCUGGAGUCUUUCCGGCAAAAAUGGCAGACCGAGCUGAAGCACAAAAAGACAGUCCCAGAAGCCCGGGUACCUCAGUCGAGAAAAGAGGCAUCCUCUUCAUCCAAGCAGUCGGUCCCUGCAGAGAUUCCAAAGAGCGUAAUCGCCAAGAGGUCCCAAAUAGAAGAGGAUGAGGAAUAUGCACAAUCUAUGAUUUUCGACGAACCAGCACCGCCCGCUUCCGGUCCGACCCUGGAUGGGCAGUCUGGCCCUAAUGAGGCCAGAGAACUGGUAUCUGCCCUGGAUCACUUUGAAGAAGCUGUCGAAAAGGAAGCAAUCGGCAGCUUAGGGGACAGUCUCAAGUUGUACCGCAAGGCAUUCAGGAUGGAUAACAGAGUCGAUCUGGCGUACCGGAAGAAGCACUUCCCCGCUGGGGCCGCGAAAGCGCCACAGCCUUCAGCAUCAGGUCCUGCGGCUGCUGCCACAAGUACAGCAAGCAAGCCCGUAGAGAAGCAGACAAUGAGCGAGCUGAUUGCCGGCUUCUCAGGUCUCGCCGUAUCGGCCGCGCCCCCGCCGGUAGAAGGCGACCCGGCGCCGCCGUGCCCCAUCGCCGGCAUGCCGGAGGAAAUCCUAGUCCACAUCUUCAAGGACGUGGCCGUCCUCGACGUCGGCGACUUUGUACGGCUCUCCCUCAUCUGCAAGCGCUUCGCCUACGUCGUCGCCACAGAGCAACAGAUCUGGCGCCGCGUCGCCCUCGGCCCGGAAUUCGGCUUCGCAGGCAUGCACUACCACUGGCAACGCGGCGUCUCCUGGGAAUCGCUCAAGGAAGAGGAAGACAACAGCGGCGACCUCGACUACGUCACCAUGGAGGAGCUCGCCCAGCGCCGCAGGGAGGAGAGCGAGAACACGACCCUCACCCUCCUCCCGAAACUCUACGACUCGUCCUGGCGGAACAUGUUCCGGCACAGGCCGCGCAUCCGCUUCAACGGGUGCUACAUCAGCACGGUGAACUACAUCCGACCAGGCCAGGCCAACGCCAACCAAAUCACCUGGAACAGCCCCGUCCACAUUGUAACCUACUACCGCUACCUCCGCUUCUUCCGCGACGGCACCGCCAUCAGCCUGCUCACCACCGACGAACCCGCCCACGUCGUGCACUACAUGACAAAGGACCUCCUCGAGCUGCACUGUCGCAGCAACGGCGGCGGCGGCACGGCGCACCUGCCAUCCGUCGUCAUGCAGCACGGCCUCCGCGGGCGGUGGCGGCUGUCCUCGGCGCUCGAUCACCCGGACACCACGGACAUGCCGCUCGGCGAGGUCGAGGGCGACCUGGCCGUCGAGACGGAGGGUGUCGGGGCCAAGUACACGUACAGGAUGUACCUAGAGAUGCGCAACGCCGGCAAGGGCGGCGCGCGCAACACCAAGCUCGUGUGGAAGGGCUUCUACAGCUACAACAAGCUCACGGACGACCUGGGCGAGUUUGCGUUGAAGAAUGACAAGCCCUUCUUCUUCAGUAGAGUAAAGAGCUACGGCAUCGGGGAGUAA
This is a messenger RNA of Colletotrichum phormii, 1554 nucleotides long. Its product is annotated as F-box domain-containing protein. Gene Ontology annotation, molecular function: protein binding. Bases 1 to 1554 code for a protein of 517 amino acids. Gene Ontology annotation, biological process: SCF-dependent proteasomal ubiquitin-dependent protein catabolic process. The transcript has 2 exons. Gene Ontology annotation, cellular component: SCF ubiquitin ligase complex; cytoplasm. The record is from RefSeq and is a predicted model, not a curated record. Lineage: Eukaryota; Fungi; Ascomycota; Sordariomycetes; Glomerellales; Glomerellaceae.